Molecule: messenger RNA, 1050 nt
Organism: Toxorhynchites rutilus septentrionalis
Lineage: Eukaryota; Metazoa; Arthropoda; Insecta; Diptera; Culicidae
Product: aldo-keto reductase family 1 member B1-like
Exons: 3
Coding region: 62-1024 (320 amino acids)
Cellular component (GO): cytosol
Molecular function (GO): aldose reductase (NADPH) activity
Source: RefSeq, a predicted model, not a curated record
AGUCGCUAGCUUAACUCGCAUCUGGUUCAGUUUGUUUGCAGCUGGCGGUUGAUUCAGCAGAAUGCCUAUUUUUGCGCCUACGGUAACGUUGAAUAAUGGCCACAAGAUGCCCGUACUGGGCCUCGGGACCUGGCUGUCCCGCGAAGGCGAAGGUAUCGAGGCCAUCAAAGCUGCGAUUGAUGCCGGCUAUCGGCAUAUCGACACCGCUUAUCUGUAUCGCAACGAGAAAGAAGUGGGUCAAGCCAUUCGCGAAAAAAUCGCGGAAGGUGUAAUCAAACGGGAGGACAUCUUUGUCACCACGAAGUUGUGGAACAACUUUUUCGAGCCAUGUAAAGUUGCGGAAGCAUUUAAGCGUUCCUUUGAGAAUUUGGACAUCGGUUAUAUCGAUCUGUAUCUCAUGCACAGUCCGAUGAGCUUCAAAUUCGACGGCUGGGAAUUGGGUCAUGUAGAUGCAACGACCAAGCCGGAGUAUGCUGACGUGGACAUCGUAGACACCUGGCGAGCAAUGGAAGAGCUCUUGAACACGGGAAAAGUAAGAAGCAUCGGGGUUUCGAAUUUCAACAGCGAGCAAAUCGCUCGCAUCUUGCAGCAAUGUGAGAUGAAACCCGUCACGAAUCAAGUCGAAUGCAAUCCUGGUAUCAACCAACGUAAACUAAUCGAAUUCUGCCGAAAACUGGAUAUAGUGGUGACCGCGUACAGCCCAUUGGGACGCCCCAACUAUUACGAGAUGGAUCCCGUAAAAGUACCAAAACCAGCCCUCGAUGAUCCACGCGUUAAAGCGAUUGCUGAAAAAUACAACAAGACUCCGGGACAGGUCAUUUUACGUUAUUUGGUGGAAAUCGGUACUGUGCCGGUUCCAAAAUCGUCGAAUCCGGUACGUCUUCGUCAGAAUAUCGACAUAUUUGAUUUCCAACUGACUAAGGAGGAAAUUGAAACGAUGGAUGGACUCAACACGGGCAAACGAACCGUACCGUUUCAUGUUUGGAUCAGCCAUAAAAACUAUCCAUUUCAUAUCGAAUUUUAAAGAAAUAUACCUUUCUUAAUCAAUUA